AUGUCUGCCGUGGUCAACAAUUUUUUGAAACGCGGCGCUGAGCUAUGUGCUGCCCGAAAGCCAUUUACUCUCGUCCUGGGAAAUGAAGCGGGUGACAUGGAUAGCAUCAUUGGUUCAAUUUUCUUGGCGUUAUAUCUGGAAACCCAUUCUGAUUUGGGAAAAGGAAAUUAUGUUCCUGCAUUGAACUUUGAAAAGGAGGAUCUUCCAUUGCGCGGAGAUGUUAUAAAUUUGUUUUCAAAGCAUGAAAUAUCAACAGAAUGGUUGCUGUCUGUUAAAGGAACACCGGGCAUGGGAAACUUUUUGGAUCUACAGACAAUCCAAGGGGAUGUUGUUUUGUACGAUCAUAAUAAACUCGUACCUGAACAGAGUUUUUUGGAGAAAAAUGUGGUUGGUGUCAUAGACCAUCAUUUUGACGAGAAACUAUAUUUGGAUCGAUCCAGUCACUUUCGGCGAAUAGAAACGGUGGGUUCAGCUUGCACUAUUGUCGCAGAGCUUUUUCGAGCGGCGGAGUUGACAAUUCCAUGCCCGCAGCUUCUUUUGGCUGCCAUUGUACUGGACACUGUGAACUUCAAUCCUGAGCAAAAAAAAGUCACGGAAAAGGAUGUUGUUCUAUCCCAAUGGCUUCUACAACAAAUUGCUGAACCCAUUAACCUCACAAAGAUGUUUUCGGAGCUAGCAGCAUGGAAGCAUGAUAUACUUGGCCUUAACUUUUCUCAGCAUUUUCGCCGAGACUACAAGAAGUUUGAGUGUUCAUUUACGAGAUAUUCAAAUAAGUCCCUGCAACUAGGAAUUAGCAGCAUUUCAUGCCGAUUUGAUCAGUUGCUUGGCUCAUUGGGAAUGCCGGAACUCGCUUCCAACUGCCUUGAAUUUUUGGCAUCAAAAAACGUGGAUGCGUUGCUCUUGGCUUUUGCCGGUGAAAGGGGGUCUGGAAAUUAUUGUCGACAGUUGUCAUUUAUCGCAAAGGGGAUCGUUCUUGAAGCACUAAAGGAAUUUGCGAAAAGUUCGCCCGCGGGGAUUAUUUUUACCCUUAUAGACAGCACGCAGCAGAAUGAAUGGGAAUUAAUCUGUUAUGAAUUGAGUGAUCCUUCGGUUUCCCGCAAGCGUCUUGCACCGGCACUGUUGAUGUUUCUUGCCUCUUGGCAGAAGCUGUAA
This is a messenger RNA of Trypanosoma conorhini, 1152 nucleotides long. RefSeq names its product acidocalcisomal exopolyphosphatase. Gene Ontology annotation, cellular component: cytoplasm. The coding region runs from base 1 to 1152 and encodes 383 amino acids. Gene Ontology annotation, molecular function: exopolyphosphatase activity. NCBI's taxonomy places the organism in Eukaryota, Euglenozoa, Kinetoplastea, Trypanosomatida, Trypanosomatidae. The record is from RefSeq and is a predicted model, not a curated record. The transcript has a single exon.